Dentiscutata erythropus is the source of this 386-nucleotide messenger RNA. Lineage: Eukaryota; Fungi; Glomeromycota; Glomeromycetes; Diversisporales; Gigasporaceae. The record is from the annotation of a GenBank genome assembly.
AUGGCUAGUGAUGUAAAUAAACAAAUGAAUCAACUAAUUUCUAUUCGUGGGUCUGAUACAUAUCAAGCUAGUAUUCAUACUAGCAUUACACAAAAACAAGAAUAUAUAUAUAGUUUUGGUGUAGCUAAAAGCAAGCUAAAAUUUGCCCUUGCUAAUGGAUUAGUUGAUGAAUUUGUGGAAUUAAUAGAGGAAUUUAUUGAAAAUAAUACUGGUGUUGAUAUUAAUAAGCGAAUGACAAUUAAUGUUACUAGGAUUAAAAACCUGAAAAAAUUGAAGCACAAAGAAUGUCCAAAAAUUCUAAAACCUAUACCAAGUAUUCAAGAUCUAAAUACAGAACAAUUAAAUGAAAAACAAAAUAUUGAAAAAAGUUCAAAAAACAUAAUGAA